AUGUCGGUGCUGGUGGAGUCCGGCGGGGCCCGUCCCAGCCCCGAAGAGGUGGUGGCGCAGACGAGGCUGCUGAUGCAGGGCCUGGAGGCUCUGCGGGCCGAACACCGCAGCCUGGCCGGGCAGCUGCUGGAUGGCCUGGGUGGAGGGAUGCUGUCCGGCGGGACCCCCGGACCCUCUGAGCCCCCCGAGCCCGGCCGGGCCCUGCUACUGGAGCAGCAGGAUGCACUGAGCCACAUCCUGGAUGACCUCACGCUGGGGCUCGGGGAGGCCCAGGUACUGCUGGCUCUGAGCGGGCACCUGGGUGCGGUGGAAGCAGAGCGGCGAGGGUUGCGGGCGCAGGAGCUGCGGUUGGCACAGGAGAACGCAUGGCUGCAGGAGGAGUUGGAGGAGGCGCGGCGGCGGCUGCAGGGCAGCGAGGGCACGGUCGCCCGCCUGGAGGAGGAGAAGCAAAUCCUGGUGGCCCAGGGGCAGCAGCGCCGGGCCUCCGUGCUCCAGCAGCAGGCCGAGCCAGAGCAGCGGUCCCCCCCACACGACAGCCUGAGGCCCCCGUUUCCCAGCGAGGAGCAGGAGGAGGAAGAGCAGACAGGCUCGACAGCGGUCCAGCAGGGGGGCUACGAGGUCCCUGCCCGGCUGCGGGAGUUGCACACGUUGGUGGUCCAGUACGUGGGGCAGGGCCGCUACGAGGUGGCGGUGCCGCUGUGCCGCCAGGCGCUCGAGGAUCUGCAGCGCAGCUCGGGACCCGGACACCCGGACGUGGCCACCCUCCUCAACAUCUUGGCCCUCGUGUACCGCGACCAGAACAAGUACCGAGAGGCCACGGAACUGCUGCUGGACGCUCUGAGGAUCCGGGAGGUGGCACUGGGCCCCGAGCACCCGGCGGUAGCGGCUACUCUGAACAACUUGGCGGUGUUGUAUGGGAAACGUGGCCAGUACCAUGAGGCCUUGCCCCUGUGCCAGCGGGCCUUAGAGAUCCGGGAGAAGGUCCUGGGCGCUGCCCACCCAGACGUGGCCAAGCAACUGAACAACCUGGCGCUGCUGUGCCAGAACCAGGGCCGCUUCGAGGAGGUGGAGCAGCACUUCGGCCGGGCCCUGGCCAUCUACCAGGCGCUGGGUGCCGCCCAGGACUCCAACGUGGCCAAGACCAAGAAUAACCUGGCCUCAGCAUACCUCAAGCAGGGCAAGUACCGACAGGCGGAGGAGCUGUACAGGGACAUCCUGAGUGGGCAGGAACUCCCAGCCCCGCUGGGGAAGCCUGUGGCCGCCCAGCCUGGCAUAGACCAAGAGCCCCAGACCGUGCCCUUGCCACGCAGCGGGUCCCUGUCAAAGCUGCGGGACACGAUCCGACGCGGGAGCGAGAGACUCGUGUCCCGACUCCGGGGCGAGGGAACCACAGCCAGUCCGGCAAGUUUGAAGCGGGCCGUGUCCUUGAAUGCACUCAGUGUCUUGCCAGGCCGAGCCCAGCCCACCCAGCCACCGGAAGACCACCGCAGCCGCCUCCGGGAGGGCCGGGGACUGAGCCACAGCUCCUUGGACCUGUGUCUCGGCGGUCCCCAUCCCGUUCCUGGCUCGGGCUAG
Tachyglossus aculeatus (Australian echidna) is the source of this 1575-nucleotide messenger RNA. RefSeq names its product kinesin light chain 3 (gene KLC3). Gene Ontology annotation, molecular function: kinesin binding. Gene Ontology annotation, biological process: axo-dendritic transport. The coding region runs from base 1 to 1575 and encodes 524 amino acids. Gene Ontology annotation, cellular component: cytoplasm; kinesin complex; membrane-bounded organelle. The transcript has 12 exons. The record is from RefSeq and is a predicted model, not a curated record. Lineage: Eukaryota; Metazoa; Chordata; Mammalia; Monotremata; Tachyglossidae.